CAAAUCUUUCACGAUCGAGUCGUAUUUUCACAUGGAAAAUGGAUGAAAAGCAGAAGAUCGAAGAAUCCCAUUUCCUCAUCUCGUGCCGGCAGUUUAUGAUCGGUUUAUCCUUGACCGGAUGUUAUCCUUGGUCGAUUCCUCGAAAUUGGGACAAACGCCCCAGAUUCGUCAUAUGGCCUAUUAUAAUAAUGUUGUUCGUCCUCCUUUUGAAUGUGGUGAUGGCAGUGUAUUUGCUGUACCAUUAUCUGCAGGCCAUAACUCGAGCAAACGACAAACUGGACGUAACCUUGCAUAUGCUGUCCAAUGUGCAGUAUUUAUUUGUGGCAUUUCUGGCGCUUCCGUUGAAUGCCUAUACCAACCGGCAUCUGUACGACUGCGUGGUGGCACUCGAUAGAAUUCUCCUGCCGUCCACAUAUCCGCGUAUCAUACAGAUCAAAAAGCACAUCCUCGGUCAGGCUUCGCUGCUCAUUGCGGCCGUUGUAGUGAUGUACUACCUGAAGAUCUAUCCCGCCAUUGGCCUGUACGAUACAUUAUUCGGAAUCAAAAUCCCCGGAGCCCCUUGGAUGUUUUUCAUGCAGUUCAUAUUGACCAACGCCAUGUUCUCCCGACUGGCAUCGGUGUGUGCGUUCUGUUUUCUGGGUCUCACUAGCGCCGUACAGUUUCGAGCCUGCUACCAGCAAAUAAAGGAACAUGUGGACGUGGAGCUGACAGAUUUGUCCAGCAUUAACACUGCUCUCCACCGGCAUCUGGAGUUAUCGCGGAUUCAUGCGCACCUGGACACUGUUUUCGCCCCGGCCACCCUGUUCUACUGCACCACGGAUGUGACUAUCUUAAUCUUUUUGCUGAACUUCGUUCUCAAUUUUAAAAUGGACACUGCACUGGGAUUGUACUCUAUGGACCGUGUAGAGCACCGGUUUAUAUCCCUCAUCGGUGGAAUCGGUAGCGUGAUGCUGCUGCUGAUUAAAGUGGGCGUAUCUUGUUACCUUCAUGAUCAGGCGCAUUCGGUCGUCCCCAUUCUUUAUCGUUUAUUGCACCGCAUGGAGAAUUCCGCCGUUGAACAAGAGGAACGCUCAAAAACGAAAGGCUGGAGAGCGUUAUGCACGCUGACGGUGCAGCGCUUACGCGAUUUUCCCAUCGAAUUCUCGGGAUGGGGACUGUUUACUCUCGACAAACAGCUGAUUGCCACCAUUGUCGGAUUGUCCGUGUCGUAUUUGCUGGUGAUGAGUGAGAUGGGGAAGAAAGAUGCCACCAUCUGUAACUGCACUGCUAUUGCUUGUGCGAGAACUUCCGGGUAGCGCACCGAAAGCGAGAUACCGGAGAACACGAUGGGUGCUGGAUGGUGUUUUAACUUUACAGACAUUUCGGCUUUCCCUUUCACAAAACUACAAAGGACAUACCAGAAAUUUUUAUCCCUAUUAUAUAUAUUUUCCCGCAAACUCU
Molecule: messenger RNA, 1440 nt
Organism: Paramacrobiotus metropolitanus
Lineage: Eukaryota; Metazoa; Tardigrada; Eutardigrada; Parachela; Macrobiotidae
Exons: 4
Coding region: 39-1295 (418 amino acids)
Biological process (GO): sensory perception of taste
Cellular component (GO): membrane
Source: RefSeq, a predicted model, not a curated record